GCAGGUUGUAAGGUCAGAGGGUAAAGGCUAUAGCUCUUUCGAUUGAGAAUACACACAGCCAUCUUGGAUCUAACGUAGAGAAGGGAAAUUGAUGCGGUGACAAAAGGCAUGUUUGGUGCUAGAAAGAAAUUUGUAGAGUUCGUCGAGGUAGUCGAUAACGACUUUUCCGAUGAAAGCAUGUACUACAGCCAGCCGUCGAUGUUCCCACAUCGGUCGGAAAAAGAUUCCUCAAAUGUUUUCCUCCAGAUGCUGUCCUCUCCCUCGCCGUCGUCGUCGGGUCAGCUGUCGCAACUUGGUGCAAGUUUGUACGGUCCACAAAGUGCACUCGGGUUCUCGGUAAGGGGCAUGGGGAACAGUACGCCUCAGUUAAAUCGAAAUCUAACGCAAGGCACGCAGUUACCAAGUCAUAUCACCCCCACAACAGGGGUCCCCACCAUGUCCCUCCAUACGCCUCCAUCACCAAGCAGGGGGACAUUGCCGAUGAACACAAGGAACAUGCUGAACCACUCUCAGGUCGGUCAAGGCAUUGGGAUGAGCGGCAGGACCAAUAGUAUGGGCAGCUCGGGGCUGGGCAGCCCCAACCGCAGCUCGCCAAGUAUCAUCUGUAUGCCCAAACAGCAGCAAGCACGCCAGCCCUUCACCAUAAACAGCAUGUCAGGGUUUGGUAUGAACCGCAAUCAGGCUUUCGGGAUGAACAACUCAUUAUCAAGCAACAUCUUCAAUGGCACAGACGGGAGUGAAAAUGUAACGGGAUUGGAUCUCUCCGACUUCCCUGCGUUAGCAGACAGGAGUCGGAGAGAAGGGACUGGAAACCCAACACCGGUGCUCAAUCCACUAGCUGGACGGGCUCCUUAUGUUGGCAUGGUGACGAAGCCAUCGACUGAACAGACACAGGAUUUCUCCAUCCAUAACGAGGACUUCCCCGCACUGCCUGGCCCAAACUAUAAGGACCCCACGUUGAACAACGAUGACAGCAAAACUAACUUGAACUCCACAAGCAAGAGCACAUCCAAUGCAGAUGGGCCGAAGUUCCCUGGAGACAAGACGGCCUCAGCACAGAACAACAACCAGAAGAAAGGGAUCCAGGUGUUGCCCGAUGGUCGGGUGACGAACAUUCCCUCAGGAAUGGUGACAGACCAAUUCGGCAUGAUUGGCCUGUUGACGUUUAUCCGGGCAGCAGAGACUGAUCCGGGGAUGGUCCAUCUGGCGCUAGGAAGUGACCUCACAACACUGGGACUCAACUUAAACUCACCAGAAAACUUGUACCCCAAGUUCGCCUCUCCUUGGGCCUCAUCACCUUGUCGACCUCAAGACAUUGACUUCCACGUCCCGUCUGAAUACUUAACAAAUAUCCACAUAAGGGACAAGUUGGCUGCAAUUAAACUGGCACGAUAUGGUGAGGACCUGUUGUUCUACCUGUACUACAUGAAUGGUGGAGACCUGCUACAGCUUCUGGCAGCUGUCGAGCUCUUUAACCGGGACUGGAGGUACCACAAAGAGGAGCGGGUUUGGAUAACAAGAGCACCUGGCAUGGAGCCUACACUGAAGACCAACACCUACGAGAGGGGAACCUACUACUUUUUUGAUUGUCUUAACUGGAGGAAAGUAGCCAAGGAGUUUCAUCUGGAGUACGACAAGCUGGAAGAGAGGCCACACGUGCCAACAACAUUCAACUACAACCCAGCCCAGCAGGCCUUCUAAGGCCCAACCAGUCCAAAGGGCCGCAGCGGUUCCUGCACAUGACACUGUUGUCCAGGAGGGGGCGCUGUGGUUCACACAGCUUGGUUUUUAUUCCUCGAGGAUUUGGCUAUCCGACUGCGGGGGCUGUCAGCCACCAUCAAAACUGCCCUGCCUUUCCAAAAUUACAUGCUGCCCAAAACACCAACACUUGUUCUGUUUUUAUUCUUUAUGUUCCUCCUGGGUUUUUUUGUCUUGUUUUGAGCAGGGUCUGUGUUAUGUUUACGUCUCUGAAGCCUCUGAAGUUUUCUUUUAGAACGGAGGACUGACCUUGUGGCACAGGACAGUGACAGAACAAGGUUUACGCCAGGUGUUCCGAACAGAAAAAAGGCGAGGAAAGUUCACAUCCUCAGACGCAAGUGAAAGGGUGAAAGAAAUGCAAUGUUUAUUGUUGCACUAUAUUUAGUAAUAAAAGAACACAAAAUU
Molecule: messenger RNA, 2163 nt
Organism: Epinephelus moara (kelp grouper)
Lineage: Eukaryota; Metazoa; Chordata; Actinopteri; Perciformes; Serranidae
Gene: cnot2
Product: CCR4-NOT transcription complex, subunit 2
Exons: 15
Coding region: 109-1701 (530 amino acids)
Biological process (GO): nuclear-transcribed mRNA poly(A) tail shortening; regulation of stem cell population maintenance; regulation of DNA-templated transcription
Cellular component (GO): P-body; CCR4-NOT core complex
Source: RefSeq, a predicted model, not a curated record